Messenger RNA from Trichobilharzia szidati, 657 nucleotides. The record is from the annotation of a GenBank genome assembly. Lineage: Eukaryota; Metazoa; Platyhelminthes; Trematoda; Strigeidida; Schistosomatidae.
AUGUCUCCAGUUACCAAAGCCUCUCACAAUCAAAGUUUACCUGUUUAUCCUAUGGAUGAGUUGUUAAAAGCACGUAGUGAGUUUAGAUAUCGGUGGAGAAGACGAAUGACCGAAAAUCCCUUGGCCAGAUUAAUCAUUACUGAUCAUUACAGAUACCCGUUUAAUAUAAUCUUGAAAAACUGGGAGAAAUAUCCGUUUGAUGAGACUGGUGAUGAGUCAGACAAGCGUCAGUUCCUUUCAACUAUGAGUGAUAAAAUGAGAAAUAGAAUAAUAAUGUUGAGGUCACAACCUUAUAUACCUUCUGAAAUUCAUGAUAAUAUGAUAUCUGAGGAAGAUUUUCAGCAUGUUUGUUCACUACUAUCAAAUGAGGUGUGCAUCACAGAGAACUAUUUUCAAUCGAUAAGUCAAAAUCAAUGCAUUUCAGCAUGUUAUUUUAUAUGUGAUAAUUGUGAUUUUCUUGGGACCAAUGAAGACGCAGUGGAACACUUGAAACAAACCGGUCAUUCAACGUGUAGUAAAUACACACCAAUUUAUUAUGUCGAUAAGUCUGAUACUGCAAAACCUUGUGAACUAAAAGAACCACGGGUCAUCACUUAUCAACCUGAUCGAAUUUAUGGUUGGAGUAUUGGUGAUUCAGUGAUAUGUUGUCCUACGUGA